Closterium sp. Yama58-4 is the source of this 2943-nucleotide messenger RNA. The record is from the annotation of a GenBank genome assembly. NCBI's taxonomy places the organism in Eukaryota, Viridiplantae, Streptophyta, Zygnematophyceae, Desmidiales, Closteriaceae.
AUGCCGGGCGACAAAGACGAACUCUCGCGAAACUUCCCCGUCGACGACAUUGUGCAGCAUCCGUUACCCGGUUACGUUUCCCCUUCCGCGAUCGCGUUCAGUCCCGACGACCAGAUGAUCUCGUACCUCUUUAGCGAAGAGGGUACCCUCACGAGGAAGCUAUUCGCGUACGAGUUAAAGACGGGCCAGCAGAAGCUAUUAGUGGCUCCUCCGGGCGGCGGAGUCGAUGAGGAUAAUCUUUCGAUGGAGGAGAAAUUAAGGCGCGAGAGGCAGCGGGAGCGCGGCUUGGGAAUCACGCGCUACGAUUGGUCCAAGAACGUGGCGGUUCCGCGGAUCAUGAUACCUCUGCCGGAUGGCGUGUACGUGCAGGACGGCAUGGGCGCGGAUCUGCGCCUGCGCAUCCCGGGGGGCGCGUCCCCCAUUCUGGACCCGCAGAUCUCCCCCGACGGCUCCGCCAUCGCGUUCGUGCGCGACGACGAGCUCUUCGUCGUCUCCACCACCGCCGGCGCGCCCAGGCAGCUGACCUUUGGCGCAAAAGAGGCGAACAAGGUCCAUGGCUUGGCAGAGUAUAUCGCACAGGAGGAGAUGGAGAGGCGGAGUGGCUUCUGGUGGUCGCAUGACAGCACGCGCAUCGCCUUCACGCAGACAGACGCCUCUGCUGUGCCGCUCUUCCGCAUCCCCCACUGCACUCGCCCGCCCGUUGGGGCGGACUCUGAGGAGGAGCACGCGUACCCUUUUGCAGGCCAGGCAAACGUGAGCGUACGGCUCGGGGUUGUUCCCGUUGCUGGCGGCGAGGUUCGGUGGAUGGACCUGCAUUGCGGUUUGGCAGGAAGCAGCUUCGGUAAAACAAAAAGCAGCAGCAGAAGUGACAGAAGAAAAAGCAGCAGCGCUGGUACUAAUGCUGGUGAUGGCAAUGGCUCUGGCAAUGGUGAUGGUGAAGGGAUGGGAAGCGACGCAAAACAGGAUGCAGGAAACAGAGGGGUGUUGCAGCAAGUAGCAGCAGCAGGUAGCGCACAGGAGGGUGACACAGGGUCUCUAGCUUUGUGCCUUCCUGGAAGGGAUGCUUGGGAACCUACACUGGCAGAGAAGGAAGCGAGUGGGGUUGGUACGGCUGGCAGUGAUGGCAAUGGCACAGCUGUUGCAGCUCCCGCAUCUGCUACAGUUGCAACUGCUGCUACAACCGCUGGCGCCACUGACUCCACAGACGACGACGACGACGACGAGGAGUACCUAGCAAGGGUCUCGUGGCUUCCAGACCGGCGUCUCUCCGCGCAGGUGCAGAACCGCAGGCAGACGCGCCUCAAACUCAUCCGCUUCGACCCCUCCACAGGCCACAGAGACCUCAUUCUCACCGAGUCCAACCCCCUCUGGGUGAACCUGCACGACUGCUUCACCCCCUUGGUGAAAUCCGGGGGGGAGCUGCGCGGGGGGUUCCUGUGGGCGAGUGAGCGCACAGGGUUCCGGCACUUGUACUUGUAUGCAGGGUCGGGGCGGUGCGUGGGGGCGGUGACUGGAGGGGAGUGGAUGGUGGAGCAGGUAGCAGGGUUGGAUGAGGGUGCUGGGCUGGUGUAUUUUACUGGGACUAUGGAUAGUGCGCUGGAGAGUCAUUUGUAUGUGACGAGGUUGUUUGGGGGUGUGGAAGGGGGAGCGUGUGCUGCUGGGUUGGUGUCUGCGCUGGGUUCGGAGAAGCGUGAUGCGUUUUCACGUUAUGAGCAGCUGCAGCAGUCUCAGCAGCAGCAGCAGCAGCAGCAGGUGGUGCCGAUGGUGUUGGAUUCGGUACAACCCACCGCAUCAUCAUCCCCAGCAGCAACAACAGGAACAACAGCAGGAGUAGCUUCACCAGGUCUACCUGCCUCCAACCCAUCACCACCACCAGCAGCAGCAACAGCAGCAGCACCAGCAGCAGCAACACCACUCCUCGCACCCCCCUCCACCUCCCUCGCCCCCACCGCCCUCUCCUCCUCUCUGCCGCCCGCCCGGCCCAUCCGCCUCACCCAGGGUCCCGGGCGGCACCUGGUGGUGCUGGACCACAGCCUGCAGCGCUUUGUUGACCUCGUUGACUCGCUUGACUCGCCGCCCGCCGUGCGCCUCUGCUGCCUGGCGUCGGGGCGGGUGCUCGCAGUGAUCUUCCAGCAGCUCUCGCCCAACCCCCGCGUGCAGCGGCUGCAAUUGCGGCCUCCGGAGUUGGUGGAGGUGACUGCUGCCGAUGGCACGACACUGCACGGAGCUAUCUACCGCCCUGACCCGGCCAUAUUUGGCCCGCCCCCCUACCGCACGGUGGUGAGUGUUUAUGGGGGCCCACACGUGCAGACGGUGUGCGAGUCGUGGUUGUCUACAGUGGACAUGCGAGCCCAGUUCCUGCGCGCUCGAGGCAUGCUGGUGUGGAAGCUGGACAACCGGGGCAGCAGUCACCGCGGGCUCGCGUUCGAGGGGGCCAUUAAAUGCAACAUGGGCGGCAUUGAUGCUGACGACCAAGCGGCCGGCGUCCGUUGGCUUAUCCAGCAGGGCCUCGCCGACCCAAAUCGGAUCGGGAUCUACGGGUGGAGCUACGGAGGGUACCUCUCAGCCAUGUGCUUGGCUCGGUACCCGAGCCUGUUUCGCUGCGCCAUUUCGGGAGCUCCGGUAACCGCGUGGGACGGUUACGACACACACUACACGGAGCGUUACAUGGGUCUGCCUGCAGAGCAGCCGACAGCAUAUGACCGGAGCUCUGUUAUGCGGCAUGUGGGUGGGAUUCGAGGGAAGCUGCUGCUGGUGCAUGGGAUGAUUGAUGAGAAUGUGCACUUCAGGCACACAGUGCGGCUGGUGCAGGCCCUUACUACUGCUGCCAAGCAGUAUGAGCUGCUGCUUUUUCCUGAGGAGAGGCACAUGCCGAGGGGCCUCCGUGAUCGGACAUAUAUGGAGGAGAGGAUUUACGAGUUUUUGAGUAGAAAUUUGUUGUGA